Messenger RNA from Pteronotus mesoamericanus, 5145 nucleotides. RefSeq names its product mitochondrial elongation factor 1 (gene MIEF1). The record is from RefSeq and is a predicted model, not a curated record. The transcript is spliced from 4 exons. Gene Ontology annotation, cellular component: mitochondrial outer membrane. Gene Ontology annotation, biological process: mitochondrion organization; positive regulation of mitochondrial fission. Bases 391 to 1638 code for a protein of 415 amino acids. NCBI's taxonomy places the organism in Eukaryota, Metazoa, Chordata, Mammalia, Chiroptera, Mormoopidae.
CUACUUAGUAAGCAUUUGUUAAAUAAAUUAACCUGUGUUCACCAUUACAUUCAUGUCAGAAAAUGUACCAUAAUGUUGAACACCAAAGCAUUUUUAGUGAUGCAGGGAAAUGAUAAAAAUCGUAAGUGAAAAAAAUAAGAUUUCAAAAGUAUAUUUAGAGUAGCAUAUUCAUUCCAUAAAUAUAUUUUUUCCAGAAAGACGUAUGAACAUGCCCUCUUAUAACGCAGUAGGCAGCGCAUCAGUCUCAAUCUGAAGAAAGUCGUGUGUGAGAAUAUUAACAUUUAUCUCUGGGUUGUGACAUUAUGAAUAAAUCUGUUUCUUAUAUUAUUUAGUCUUUCCUGAAAUUUCCUACAUGGAGAAAAGUAUUCUGUAACCUAGAAUAAAACAAAGAUGUACGAUCGGGCAAUCAGUGCCCCUACCAGCCCCACCCGCCUGAGUCAUUUAGGGAAGAGAAGCUGGGAAGAACCAAACUGGAUGGGCUCCCCCCGGUUGCUGAACAAGGACAUGAAGACAGGCCUGAGCCGUUCCCUGCAGACCCUGCCCACAGACUCCUCAGCCUUUGACACUGACACAUUCUGCCCACCCCGGCCCAAGCCAUUGGCCAGGAAGGGCCAGGUAGACUUGAAGAAGUCACGCCUCCGCAUGUCCCUGCAGGAGAAACUUCUCACUUACUACCGGAACCGGGCCGCCAUCCCUGCCGGUGAGCAGGCUCGGGCCAAGCAAGCUGCCGUGGACAUAUGUGCCGAGCUCCGGGGCUUUCUGCGGGCCAAGCUUCCUGACAUGCCACUUCGGGACAUGUACCUGAGUGGCAGCCUCUAUGAUGACCUGCAGGUGGUGACAGCAGACCACAUCCAACUCAUUGUGCCCCUUGUGCUGGAGCAGAACCUGUGGUCGUGCAUCCCUGGCGAGGACACCAUCAUGAAUGUCCCUGGCUUCUUCCUGGUUCGUCGUGAGAACCCAGAAUACUUUCCUCGUGGUAGUAGUUACUGGGACCGCUGCGUAGUAGGGGGCUACCUCUCCCCAAAGACAGUGGCAGACACAUUUGAGAAGGUUGUAGCCGGCUCCAUCAACUGGCCGGCCAUAGGGUCCCUCUUGGACUAUGUGAUCCGACCAGCCCCACCCCCAGAAGCCCUGACUCUGGAAGUGCAGUAUGAGCAUGACAAACAUCUUGUCAUUGACUUCCUGCCAUCGGUGACCCUUGGUGACACUGUCUUGGUGGCCAGACCCCACCGGCUAGCCCAGUAUGACAACCUGUGGCGGCUGAGCCUGCGUCCGGCUGAGACGGCACGCCUGCGGGCUUUGGACCAGGCUGAUUCAGGCUGCCGAUCUCUGUGCCUCAAGAUCCUUAAGGCCAUAUGCAAGUCCACUCCGGCUCUGGGCCACCUCACUGCCAGCCAGCUCACGAAUGUCAUCCUCCACUUGGCCCAGGAGGAGGCUGACUGGUCCCCCGAUAUGCUGGCCGAUCGAUUCCUGCAGGCCUUGAGGGGACUCAUCAGGUACCUGGAGGCUGGAGUCCUGCCCAGUGCUCUGAACCCCAAGGUGAACUUAUUUGCAGAGCUGACCCCUGAAGAAAUAGAUGAAUUGGGAUACACCCUCUAUUGCUCAUUGUCAGAGCCGGAGGUGCUGCUGCAGACAUAGGGCAGGCGCAGGCCAGAGUGGGUGUUGGGCAGCCAGGCUCUGGAUCCUCUGUUAGAAACACUUGGCUACAUAGUUGGUGCCUCAUAGGGUCCCUAGGUGCCUCCUGUCUUGCCCUGGUCACUUCAUGCUGAUUAGAAUGACAUCGCUUAAUUUCCUAUUUUCUCAAAUCCAACCCUUUCUAUUUUUGUUACCAAACACUGUGCUCCCUACUCCUCCCCUCCCCCCUUUGCUCCAGGCUAAUUUUUCUGGAAUGAAUGGAGAAGGUGGAGCCCUGGCCUGAGCUGUUGAAACCACUUGAUGUUCUGCAUGUGGCCCAGGCUUUCUACCCCUGUCUGCCCUGCCUCUCCCUUUGGCCUAUUUCUCUCCAGUGUCUUCUCUCCCUUUUCCUUUUCCUCUUGUUCAUACCUCCUGUUUUGUUCCUUUCCCUGGAGCACACCAGCCUCAUCAAGACGUUGCCUUUAGUUGAAUGUCACUGAAGUUGUGAUGGCACGUUUCUAAGCUGAGCUCUGCAGAGAGCAUUCAAGCAGUAUUUAGGGUGUCCGGGGGGUAAGACGGUGCAAGAGCUGGCCUUUAAGAAGCCCAUUCCCCCAAUCUCCUGACCUACUCACGUCCACAGUGCUGAGGACUCUCUUGCAAACACUGUUAGUGACCCACACAGGAGUGAGGGCUCAAGAUAAACUGGAUGCAAAGUUAUUUGGAGAUUUGUGUUUUUUAGUGGCCAUCAGAGUGCAGAGUAAGAGCUGGAGGUGGCAAAGGGGGCCUGGGAGAGGGUCUGUGUGCCUGAUGUCUGCACCCCACUCGUGGCUGGUCCAGACCAACGCCACUGUGCAGGACCCAGACGCAGACGGGGAGGAGAGGAGCUGCAAGGGCAGCACCUCCGCAUGAGCACUCUUGUUCAGCCCCCUCCUUGCCCGGUUGCCAGUCAGGAUGACGAGGCCUUCUGGAACACAGCCUUAGCUGUAGAUGUUGAAGGGAGCUUGACAGGCGGCAGAACAUCAGCUGGAAGAUCCAGUCAUCAGUUGGAACUCAGUGACCAUGUUUCUCCCUCAUCAGGCCCUGCCUUUCUAGGAUGUUGCCUUAGAGCAAGAGCAAGAACAGGCCCGGCAGUCUGCUGUAGGUAUGCGAGAGGGCUAUUUGCUGAACUCUCCAGGCACCUCCAGACCCAAAGGGCAAGCAAACAUGCUCAGACCUCUACCCCCACCCCCAGUCCUGUCUCUCGCCCAGCACCUGGGGAGAUCGGUGCUACCUAAGAAGAGUGCACAUGGAUAAAACACACAUGAGAGGGAGGUGGGGACUUCCUACGCUCCUUGUUUCCAGCUGCUAAAAUUGCACUAUUUAUUGCAAUGUAAAAAGUAUCCCGAGGGUGGGGAGGAGUGUUUAAUACACAAUACCAGUGUAUCUUAUUGUUUUGUGUUUUUUUUUUUCCUGUUUGUGGCAAGAGCCUGAUAAUUCUGUUUCUGAUCUGCCCGUCCAGUAUUUUGUUCAACUCCCAUCAAGUGGUAUUAUUUUUUAUUUCUAUACUUAACUACCUCUCCAAUCAGUGAGAUUCUGGUGAGGCUCUCCGCAGCUGUCUCAUUCCUUCCCAGUGACAGCAAUAUGAAGUGGCUCUAUAAAUAGCAUUGAAGCCUCAGCUAUCCUUUGAAUUUAGGGUAGAGAUACCUGUUCCCUUUUUGUCACAGAUUAGGGAGUUGAGAGCUAGUGUUAACCUUGGCUGUAUUUGGAGAAUCUUCCUGCUUCAUACAUGUAUGCAUGGAUUCUGUAAAGUGGUUCAGUUGUUUCAUUUAUAUGAAGCUACUGGGAGAGAAUGAAAAGUGUAAAGCCCAGAGCCUGGAGAGAGAAUCCAGCCUGGCUGUUCAUCAGAAUCAAAUUGGAGUUUUAGGAAAUCUAUAUGCCCAAGUGCUGCUGCCCUGGGCAAGUGAUGUAGAGGGUGACAGGUGGGGUCUGCCAUGGCAUCCAGGAGAGGGGUGGACUGAGACAGUGUUGCUAAAGCAUGGGUUACUCAUUGAGAAAAAGGAUUUGGUUUUCACAACGCAGUAUAAAACCUACAAUUUCCCCAAGCUCAAAAACGAUUUUAAAGAUCAAGUCCCAAAUUAUCAAAGAGUAAUUGUGAUUUGAGUUUAUCUCCUCUCUUACAGAACUUCUUUCUAAGGGCAUCUCUGCCUUUUAACUAUGUUUUACAAAACCAAAAACUGUAAGUUUGCCAUUUCACAAGCAAGAACCUUCUAGAAGUCAUCAGAACUAGAAGCAGUGGGAAUUCCCAGUCCUCGUGGUUUUGCUGACCAGCUCAGCAAGCCUCACCAUAAAACUUGGAAGACAGUCAUGUACUUUGAGAUUCUUGGGUUGAAGUGGAACGUUCUGUCGCCUCCACCUUUACUCUCUGGGGAAAGAUGUGGUGCCUCUCCCGCCAUUCUGUUUCUGCUUGGUGACUCCAGCCUUUCCUGAAGUCAUAGCUCUACUUCUCCAUCUGAAGUUUUUUGUAUACCAUCUAGGUUAGCAAACCACACAGUUAGCCUAAUGCUUAAAAAAUAUAUUCCAUCUUGACAUUCUGAUCAAUUCCAAAGUGUAUAUGUUUUCCCUGUUACCCCUUCCUUAAAAAAAUGAGUUUAGGACAACAGUAUUUUUUUUUUUUUAUAUACUUGGUUGUGACUUUUUUCCCCAAAUAAAUAAUUGAAGCUCAUGUUUGGAAAAGCUGUGUUGAGGCCUACAAGUCUUUCUUCCUGGGUCUCGCCCCUGGUGGUCCACUGGUUGAUGCUGCAAAUGAGCUGCAUUUGCUCCCUUGUACUCCACGGAAGUUGAGGGCGCAAAUGGUUUUGAUGAAGAACCAGCCCCAGGAAGCAAAGGCCCUGGAGAGGCCCCGAGGGGCUUCUAUAAGUAGUAAUCCCUGUGUGUGUCCUGAGCCUUCUGCUGUGGCACAUCUUCCUUGAGACUAGGACCCUGGCUGAGAACGUCUACUGUCACAGGAUCUAUUAGGGCUCUGCCCUUCCUGCUGAAGCUCAAGGCCAAAGAGACACUUAGGACUAGAGUUGUGUCACCCUUUUAGACACUGCUGACCCUGAAUGGCCAAAGUUCCAGAGACACGGGUUCUGGAGCUCCCUGUAUACAGUGUGUUUACCUUUUCAUGUUGAUCAUCUUGUAGUCUUUAAAUUCUUGGUCCGAUACCAAGUCUACAACUUGUCUUCCAGUGACUUGCCUGCUCUUUAGUAGCGGUUGAUGUUUGGCUGAUAGAUUUGGAAUCAGUCUCCAAUCUUUCUGUCCUGUCUUGCUUAGCUCCAUGCAGAAGCAGCCUAGCCCCGAGACCCAGAGAACUGCUGUCCUUUUUCUCCUUGAGGGAGGAAACAAAGCUGGGGGCCAUGAUGUCCACCCACAGCAUGGGAAGAAUAAAGGUCUCCUUUCCAACAGCUUCGACUUGCGUGUGUGGUAUGAAACACUUUCCCACAGGAAUGGUACUGAUUCUUCAUUUCAGCGAGAACAUGGAAGUGCUUGAUCUGGGUCUGUCACUGAAGUCAU